UUGUUUAGGCUAUAUUGUUUAUUUAUUUAAUGUAUUGUGAUGAUGCGCUAAUAUUUUGCAUACUGCAGGGAACACACAAUUACAAUAGAAAAAGUAUAUUAUUUUUCUUCGAAUAUGUAUUUGAUUCCCGUAGGUUGUGGCACAGUCUGUGAGAGUUUGUAUACCUACACCAAUAUUUAUUAUUAUUGUUUUUUAUUUUUUAUUUUUAUUUAUGUUAAAAACUACAGUCAACUUUCUCAUAUCUCUUUACCUGUUCAUUGGGUGCUCAAUAGUACAAGAAGUUUCACAACUUCAAGAACUGUCUCUUCCUAGAGCUCUUUUGUAGAGGAAAUGGGGAUCAACAAUUCAUUUGCCCUUUUCUGACAACUAUGAGUGAUUUGAUUGCAUAAGAAUGAGAGAUGUUAAUUGCAUUGUGCAUGAACAGGAGAUUUUGCUGUGGCAAUCUGCAUUUAGUCCGCUGUAAUUCUACAUACCUAUGUUUUGUCCUCUAUUAAAUGCUUUGAGUGUCACAUGUAGCUCAGAAAUGGUGUAGUUCUGAUGUUGACAUCACAAAAAAGUACACUGCAUCAAUUUUCCACAAAAUAUUUUAAAAGUUGUAUUACUGAGCUGUUUGAGACCACUUUAAACCCCCAGUAAGUCUGACCCCCGCCUUAAAGUACAGCAUUCUUUCAGCUUUAUUGGAUUAGGAUGUCUGCUGUCUGCUAAUUAAAUUGGUUAAGACUUUAGGUCUCUUGAAGCCAUGUGGUGAGCUGUUUUGGCUUGUUGUUGUAGCUGUGCUCUAGGAAAGAUCAGUAAGUUUCUACAUUCUGAUUCCGGACCAUUUCCAUUCACCCAGACUUUGAAGUUAAAUAUCUGGGCCAAGCAACUUGACUGUUCUCACUCAGUUGAGACUUAAUGGGUGAGUAACACCUUUGAUUUAAAAGGGAAAGUGGGUAAUUUCCCACAUUUGAGAGGUAAAAAUGGUGUAAAUAUGAGGCUGUUAACCAAUAACAGUUAUUGCUCUUAAAAUACAUUCCACUUCAGGCAUUUUAAGUAGAGAAUUUUACUGUGGGAGUUGUACAACACCUGGAGAGUUCAUAACCCCUGUCGCACAGGCAGAUGUAUACAUACAGUUACCUAGAAAAAUGCAACCACAAGUAUAAAUAAAUGAAUGGAACUCAUUUUAUUUACACCUUCACAAUUCCAUUUUGAUUCGAAAACGUUUAGUUGCAUAAAGCUAACAUCUGUAAACUUAGCACUAAAUAAAGAUCUGAAUGAAAAAAAAUCUAAAAUUAGUGUAUAUGAGUAAUCUGUGGCUGUUUGUUUAAAAAUGAUUUGCAAGACAUGUUGAAACACAAGCAGUCUGCACACUGCAACUGAAGUGUUUUGAUUGUACCUGCCUUAUUAUGCAAGCAUUUUAAUUACAUAAGAGGAAAUCAUUAAGCAAAGGCCACUGUGAAUUAGCCUGCAGUCUAUGUUAAACAGUACCCACAAGCCAACACACAACAGUGGUAGCCUUUUAAACCAAUUAAUGUUCUGUGUUUUUUUCUACCUCAUGGUGAUGAUUGCUGUGAACAUGCCAGUCUCUUUCGCUAUCAGUUAGCUAUCAGGUUAACCCAUGACCACAUUAAGUGGCAUUGACCGUACUAUGAAACGGAUCGGGAGCCAAGUGUUAAAAGAGGUUUAAGUUCAGGCCAUUUCGUUUCUUCAACAUGAGAGAGCACAUGGGUAGGCACUUCAGUAACAAAAAUCAUCAGUAUGGGCGAACAGAAUUUUUAUAGAUUUCAGCUACAGUCAGAGAGAACAAUUCCACCUGCGUGACCUGAUAGAUCUUCAUUGUACUUUAUGAGAACAAUCCACCAUGGCUACUUCACUAUGUCUCAUCUUUUCUUUGCUUGGCCUGGCCAUGGUGGGAGGGGUGAAGAACUGCCAUCCACGAUGUCGAUGUGAGGUGGAGAGCUUUGGUCUUUUUGACAGUUUCAGCCUCACCAAGGUGGACUGUAGUGGGAUUGGCCCUGGGACUGCUCCAGUCCCCAUCCCUCUGGACACUUCCCAUCUCGACCUCUCCUUGAAUUCUUUUGCCUCCAUCACUGACUCAAUGCUCUCUGGCCCGGGUUACACCACCUUGGUCAGUCUGGACUUAAGCAACAAUCUCAUAUCUCAAGUAAGUCCCAAAGCAUUCUCCAAGCUUCGCUACCUUGAGACGUUGGACUUGAGCAACAAUGCUCUUGAGAGUCUCACCGAUGGCUGCUUUACCGGUCUCCCUCUGGUUGAGGUGGACCUUAGUGAAAACCGAUUCAAAGAGUUCAGUCUGGAUCUCUUUACUACCAGGGUACAGGAUAUACCAAUCAUGGUGGACCUGUCCAAAAACCUUCUUGCCUCUAUUUCCAGGAGAACACUUGGCCAUCCUCUGUACAUAAAGAGUCUUAUGCUUGCAGGGAAUAGAUUGAAGACGGUGCCAAUGCUUACUGGAAUUCCUCUUCAGUAUCUCAACCUGGAUGGAAAUCUCAUCUCCAACAUUGACACAGGGGCCUUUGAUUCAAUGACGGAACUUAUUUACCUGUCUCUCAGCGGCCUACCUGAGCUGACAAUGAUACAAUCUGGUGGCUUCAGGGGCCUGAGGAAUCUUCAAGUCUUAGACCUAUCAAACAACAGCCAACUCAAGACUUUGAAUCCAGAUGUAUUUGGUGGACUCGUCUCUUUACAAGAGCUUAAUUUGUCCAAUACUACCGUCACACCAUUGUCGCGGACUGUCUUUACCCUAAUGCCGAGUAUAAAAAGUAUAAUUCUGGGGCCAAAUGUACAUUGCUGGAAGACGCACAAGCAAGGACAAUUUCAUAGACAGAUAGGACAGGCCAAACCCAAUGAUAUACUUACCUGUGAUGUUGCAGGUAUGAUCUUAUAAGCCUGAAAUGCCAAGAAAGAUAUGAUAUAUGAGCAUUUGUCCAUCUCUGUGCCUUAUUCCACAAAAUAUUUUUUUUUUUUAAUUCCAAGUUGCAUUUUAUUUGCACAUACUAUGCCUAUACCUAAGGUCCUUUACUUUACAUGUGUUCAUUGCAUUCCCACACGCAAAGUACAUUGUGUGGACCCAUGCACUUUAGUUCACACAGUUCUGUUCUUCUCGUAUUUAAUAUGUUACUCUUAUUUUUUUGUGUGAUGUCAGGUCAGAUGUGAUGUGUUGUCAGACUGGAUCAAGUUGACUAUAUUAAUUCUUUAAGACAUUUUGUAAAAACCAAAGUAGCAGGUAAAGUCUGUGCCUUACAAUGUGUUCAUUAACUAUUUAGAGCACAGCUGAUGUAACUGAGUUAACCGCUCUGGAACAGUACACUUCUAAUGAGACUUAAGUUUUGAGGCCCCUCAUUAACUUAAAGCUUUUUAGGUUACAGUUACAUUAUGUUUGAUCACAUUUUCAGAAACUUGAUUACAGAAUAAUUUACAAUGGGCCUUCAUUACUGAUGGCAAUACAGUCUAGAGUGUUUUGUUAUUUGUGUAAUUUGUGUAAUUUGUUAACAUGGACAUUUACUUUUUCAUAGAAGCCCUUUGAAUGAAUUACAAUAUGUGACAUUUUGGAAUUUAAAAAUUGAUUUUGCACAGUAAUUAAAUUUGUUAGAUCAGAAGUGAAGCCUUUUUCUAUUAAACCUUAAAACAUAAUUUACAAAAUGCACAUCACUAAUAAUUUUAUACAUCUGUAAUUUGGAGGCAUGUCUGUCACUGAUGUUAACAUGACAUUGCUCUGAAAUUUUGCACUUUUAAUUUUCUCAUGAGGUUAAUUGAGAUUUGAAUGGAUUGAUAGCAUGAUAGCUGUCCAUCAUGUUAGGAAUGUUUUAUAUUUGUAUACUCUGUUAAUAAAUGAUAAUCGACUUAUAUCAGUAUUGUACUUCCAAAGCUCUACAAGUUCUUUAAUGAAUAGUUGACCCCAAAACUAAAAUUCUGUCACCAUUUACUUACCCUCUUGUCAUUAAAAACCCACGUGAAUUGUUAUUCUUUCAUGUUCAUCACACAUACUGUAUGGCUUUAGUAUACUUGUGAUAUAGCACACAAGUAGUUUUGACUACAUUUAUGAAACCUCUAUGGUGCUUUUUGUCAUUUUUGGAACUCAACCGUCUGCAUUUCCAUGUACUUUCAGUACAUGGAAAGGAGUGGCCAGUACCUUUAAAAUUGAUCCUUUUGUGUUCCACAGAAAAAAAGUCAUAUGUGUUUUGAACACCAUGCGAGUGAGCAAAUGACAGAAGUUUUAUUUUUGUGAACCAUCCCUUAAAGCCUGUGCAAACCUGUUAACAUGUGCCCAUUUUGAGCACAAGCCUAAAAGGACAAACUCAAAAUACAAUGCUGUAGUUCAUUCCCAAAUUGUAUUACAGGCAUAAAUUUGGUCUCUUUUGAAAGGAGACGCUUGGAAGGUUGUUAUUAAAAAGUAAAAAUCAAUAAAAGUAAUGAAAACAAUUUGUUAGAAAAGCUCACAUUUGUUGUAAAGUGAUUAGCUAUUUUUUAAACAAAUAAUAAUAAUAAAAAUAUUUAUAUGAAAUAA
Molecule: messenger RNA, 4504 nt
Organism: Myxocyprinus asiaticus (Chinese sucker)
Lineage: Eukaryota; Metazoa; Chordata; Actinopteri; Cypriniformes; Catostomidae
Product: tsukushi
Exons: 2
Coding region: 1841-2884 (347 amino acids)
Molecular function (GO): protein binding
Source: RefSeq, a predicted model, not a curated record